UUCGUCUUUCAGGACUGGGUGCCCUCCGUGCGCCCGGGCUCUCCCCGCUGCGGGGUGUGCGGGAGGGCGCUGGCGCACCUGGUGCAGGUGUACUGCCCGCUGGACGGGUCCCCCUUCCACCGCGUCGCCAACGUCUUUGCGUGUGCCGGGAGGGGCUGCUGGGGAGCGCCCCGGAGCUGGAAAGUGCUGCGCUCCCAGUAUUUGCAGGCACGAGGAGAGGAAACACAAGAUUACAGCGUAAAACAGAAACAAGAAUCGAACUUUGCUGCAAAGGAUUGGUGUGAUGAAGCAGAUGACUGGGGAGUCUGUGAUGUAACAGAACCUCCUGCGUGUGCCUCUCUUCAGGUGCUUGGCUUAAAUAAAGCGGUGAGCAGCUCCUUGUCCAGAGAGGUGGAGUGUGCAUCCCAGUUCCAACGGCUUCGCUUGUCUGAAGCUACGGAUGGCUCAGGUUCCCUGAAUACACAUCCUCCAGUCAGUGAGGGAAUGGUAAUGGCAACAUCUAGUUCAGCUCCUGUGUUCCAGCCCUUUUACAUUAGUGUUGUGGAUGAGGAAGACUACGCUGGUUUCCUUGAUACAGAUCAUGCAGAUAAGCUAUUGAAGGAGUAUCAGCAGAGAGAGGGUGUUGAUUUGGAACAGCUGAUGUCAGAAAGUUUUGCAGGUGAAGGUGAUAAUGAAAAAUACGAGAAGAGUGAAGUCAUAAGCAAGGACCACACAUUCCAUAAAUUUAUGAAAAGAAUAUCUGUGUGUCAUGAACAGAUUCUAAGAUACUCUUGGGGUGGCCAGCCUUUAUUCAUAACGUGUCCUCCAGCCAACAUUAACAAAGGUAUUCCAGCCUGCAGUAACUGUGGAAGCAACAGAAUAUUUGAAUUUCAACUCAUGCCAGCGCUGGUCAGCACGCUCCAGAGUGAUUCAGAUCUGUCAGUGGAAUUUGGAACUGUUAUAGUUUACACAUGUGAGAGAAGCUGUUGGCCAACAAAUCAUCAAACCCCUCUUGAAGAAUUUAUUUUUGUACAAGAAGACCCGGAUCAGAGAUUGUUUAAAUAAAUUGUAUUUCUCCGCAUAGAUGGAAA
Messenger RNA from Fulmarus glacialis (Northern fulmar), 1070 nucleotides. RefSeq names its product programmed cell death 2-like (gene PDCD2L). The annotation marks the transcript as partial. The record is from RefSeq and is a predicted model, not a curated record. NCBI's taxonomy places the organism in Eukaryota, Metazoa, Chordata, Aves, Procellariiformes, Procellariidae. Gene Ontology annotation, cellular component: cytoplasm. The transcript has 6 exons.